Messenger RNA from Necator americanus (New World hookworm), 645 nucleotides. RefSeq lists its product as uncharacterized. Lineage: Eukaryota; Metazoa; Nematoda; Chromadorea; Rhabditida; Ancylostomatidae. The transcript has 3 exons. Gene Ontology annotation, biological process: translation; ribosomal large subunit assembly. Gene Ontology annotation, molecular function: structural constituent of ribosome. Gene Ontology annotation, cellular component: ribosome; cytosolic large ribosomal subunit. The record is from RefSeq and is a predicted model, not a curated record. Bases 1 to 645 code for a protein of 214 amino acids.
AUGGGUCGCCGACCGGCAAGGUGUUACCGGUACAUUAAGAAUAAGCCUUACCCAAAGUCACGUUUCUGUCGUGGUGUUCCCGAUCCUAAGAUUCGUAUCUUCGAUCUCGGCAAGAAGAAGGCCAAUGUGGAUGAGUUCCCAUGUUGUGUUCACAUGAUGUCAAAUGAACGUGAACAUCUUUCGUCGGAAGCUCUUGAAGCUGCCCGUAUUUGCGCCAAUAAAUACAUGGUCAAGAAUUGCGGAAAGGACGGUUUCCAUCUACGUGUUCGUAAACACCCUUACCACGUCACUCGCAUCAACAAAAUGUUAUCAUGUGCCGGCGCUGAUCGUUUGCAAACGGGUAUGCGUGGAGCUUACGGAAAACCGCAAGGUCUAGUGGCUCGUGUCGACAUUGGAGAUAUUCUUUUCUCUAUGCGCGUGAAAGAGAAUAACGUCAACCACGCCGUUGAGGCCUUCCGUCGUGCUAAGUUCAAGUUCCCUGGCCGACAGUUGAUUGUAGUCUCUCGCAAAUGGGGAUUCACUCGUUGGGACAAGGCCGACUACGAGCGGAUGCGUGCUGAAGGACGUCUUCGAUCGGAUGGAGUGGGCGUACAACUCGUUCGUGAACAUGGCCCUCUUACCAAGUGGAUAACCAACCCCAUCUAA